AUGCCAUUGGGACAAGACCGUAUUGCAGUUUCGCAUCGCAGCGCUUUCGCCUUCUCUUCGGGCUAUCACCUGAACAACAUUCCGAAGGUGCAGAUGCCAUGGUCGGACACGGACAACGGUUCUUCUUCCUCCAACACCUCACCAACAUCCAAAUGGUCUCCGGUCGGUGAAUUGCCCUCAAUUCCACCACCUCUCACAUCCAGUUCAACGUCGUCUUCAGCGUCGCCUCCAUUGAAUUUCCAGCCAAUUCAUUCGACGCCGGACACGAAAGUUCGAUUCCCAUCGUUCCACAGCUCCAUUGCUCCACGAUUGACCGCAUUUCAGUCUAGUUUCAAGCCAGUAUCGUCGCAAUUUGGAGUUUCUGCCAAAAAGGAAGCCAAUCCAGAUGCGGCGUUGACGGAUAAACAACGUCAAGAACGCCAACGACAGCGAAGGUUGGAGGAGAACUACAAGACGGUCAUGUGCGACUUUAUGCGAGCUCACAAAUACUGCAUGUUUGGGGACAAGUGUCGCUACGCCCAUUCGGUGGACGAACUUCGACCAAAACUUGUAAGUUUUUUCUAUUUUUUGUUGGUUUUUAGGUGAAAGUUGAUGAUGGAGAUGAAAUUCCAGGCUUUGUUGAUACGUAGAAUGGAGUUAAGGUGCUGCUUUUACUAGCAUUUAACGAAAAAAUGCUUCAAAAUUGAUUUAAAACAUCGAAUUUAUGAUAAAAGGCUUAUGUGUCUAGUGUAACAUACGUUUUUGUGUAGAAAUUUAAAAGUUUGAUGCUUUUAAUCAGUGUUAUGAUUCUGUUAGUUGUAAAAGAUGUUUGUCUAGCUAAUAGUAAAGGUUUUGGGUAGAGAUUUUGAUUUUACAUGGGCUAAAUUUGACUUCUAAUAUUACUGGCUACUACAAUAUAUUUUUUAUUUAUGUAGGAAGAUGGCCGUGCCGGGCCUAUUGGUCUCUCUUUUAGGUUUAUCAAUGUAAGAUAAUGUCUUUUUUGUUUAAAAAUUUUUAAUUUCAGCCCCCGCCCAAUCACAAGACUAUUUUGUGUCGCAACUUUACCGCCUCCGGCGCCUGUCCCUACGGUCGCAAAUGUCGCUACAUUCACAGGUCGGCGGACGAAGUGGAAGUGAAAGACAUACCGGACGAUGGGCAUUACGAAAACUUGUUGAACAAUGCCAUUUGUCAACUGGAUUUGUGA
Bursaphelenchus okinawaensis is the source of this 1183-nucleotide messenger RNA. The record is from the annotation of a GenBank genome assembly. NCBI's taxonomy places the organism in Eukaryota, Metazoa, Nematoda, Chromadorea, Rhabditida, Aphelenchoididae.